AAUGGUCAACCAUCUUGAUCUCCUUCCCAUCAUCGCGGCUUCAUCUUCUUCCGAAUCCAAUAUAAUCUUCUUUCGUUUGUUUGGUUGCAGUUCACUUUAAUAAGCAUCAAUAAUGAGUUAUUAUGAUCAGCAGCAGGUUCCUCCACAAGCUUAUCCACCACCAGCCAAUGCCUACCCUCCCCCAGGGCAGGCCUAUCCUCCAGCUUAUGCUGCACCUCCUCCAGCAGGCUAUCCAAUGAAGGAGGGGGUUGCAAAUCCCCAACCAGCUCCUGCACAGACUCAGGAUCGUGGUGAUGGCUUCUGGAAAGGAUGCUGUGCUGCCCUGUGCUGCUGCUGCGUUCUUGAUAUGUGCUUCUAGGGCUUAGAGAGAGAACCUUCAAUUUAUUCUGCAGUAGUGUUUUCAUCUUGCUCGUUUAAGCUCUUCAUUGAUGUUACACCUCCUUUUCAGCAAGAGGGGAACACCAUGAAUUGCCAGUGUGAUUGAUGAUUCUUUUUUCAUAUUGUAGCAUGAAAUGUAUCGUUAGUUUGAUUUAUUUUCUAUAUGGCACAGCUCCUCUUUUGAGCAUGCUUGGAUUACAAUAGCCAAUUGUGCUUUUUCUCUUCUAGACAUUAAGUUGCAAGCUUUAUUUUCGCUGU
Elaeis guineensis (African oil palm) is the source of this 636-nucleotide messenger RNA. RefSeq lists its product as uncharacterized. The record is from RefSeq and is a predicted model, not a curated record. NCBI's taxonomy places the organism in Eukaryota, Viridiplantae, Streptophyta, Magnoliopsida, Arecales, Arecaceae.